AUGAACUCAAUUGUACCUCUCACUGGUAUCACAUUCUCGAUCAUCAUAAUCAGAAUGGGUCUAGGCAUAUCUACUGAAGCCUUCACGGCCCGGUCGUCCGCAAUCAGAGCAAGCGAUGGCACCACUCACCGCUACGCUGACUCUUCUUUGGUGUUUGCAUCUCCUCCGCCAGUCCCCGCUGAAGAUGAAAGCUCGAACUCGUUUUCUAGGAAGUGA
Messenger RNA from Coniophora puteana RWD-64-598 SS2, 216 nucleotides. RefSeq lists its product as uncharacterized. NCBI's taxonomy places the organism in Eukaryota, Fungi, Basidiomycota, Agaricomycetes, Boletales, Coniophoraceae. The transcript is spliced from 3 exons. The record is from RefSeq and is a predicted model, not a curated record. Bases 1 to 216 code for a protein of 71 amino acids.